Molecule: messenger RNA, 936 nt
Organism: Symbiodinium sp. CCMP2456
Lineage: Eukaryota; Dinophyceae; Suessiales; Symbiodiniaceae
Source: the annotation of a GenBank genome assembly
GAUCGCCUCCUGUGUCAGAAGCCCGAAGAGAACUCAGGCGGAAUGACGUUGAAGUAUCUCAGCCUCGACGCCGAGGUCCGAUUUCGCGAGGUCCUGAUGGGCGCGCGGUCGGUGCUCUUCGCCGGUGGCACGCUCACACCGCACGCAGAGUUCACGCCGCUGCUGCAAGGCAGAGGACUUCCCCGAAUUUUCUCUGGCGUCCAUGUCGUGCCGUCAGAACAGCUGUUUGUCCGCUUCGUUACCCACGGCCCGGGGGGCCAGCAGCUUGACUUUAGGCGCGACCGCCGCAGCUCCAAUGACAUGCUGCGAGAGCUGCGUGGUGUUCUCAACACCGCGGCAGCAUCCACUCGGGGUGGUGUCGUUGUUUUCUUCCCAUCUUUCGAAUAUCUCGGUCAAGUGGCUUCGUCUUUCACACGAGGAUGCGGUGGCCGCCGGGUGUUCCAAGAGACGCGGGAAGGAUCUUCGAGAGAGGAGGCCGGAGGCAGCCUCCUCCAACGUGUCGCAGAGACGAUCCAGAAGGAGGAAGGGGCCGUGCUCUUCGCAGUGAGUGGCGGAAAGCUAAGCGAAGGAAUCAACUUCCAGGACGACCUCUGCCGCCUCGUGCUUGUCGUUGGCCUUCCAUAUCCCAACGCCUCUGACUUGGCACUGACAGAAAAGAUGCGCUUCCUGGAUGCGGCUCGCGCGCGAGGCUCUCAAGGCCUGAGCGGGCGAGAGUUUUACAGCGCCAAGUGCAUGAAAGCCGUGAACCAAUGUAUUGGCCGGAGCAUUCGUCACGCAAGGGAUUGGGCGGCGAUGCUUCUGCUGGACCACCGCUACGCACAGAAAGACAUUGCAGGCCAGCUCUCGCGCUGGAUUCGCGAGUCGGCGGCACCGGGGCCCUUCCCGGAGGUCCAGAGCCAACUUUGCAAGUUCUUCGCAGCCCGCCGCGAAGCAGAG